AUGAAUUCGGACUCCAGCUCCAGCAGAGCGUCCUCUCCAGACAUGGAUGGGAUGUACCUCCACCACCUCCAUCCUCAAGACGGCCGCCUGAACUCGGUGUCCUCCACGCAGAGCGAGCUGCUCCAGAAGAUGACGGGCGAGCACGCGUCCAAGACGCCCUCCGGCAGCAAGUACAAGCUCAAGAAGCAGGUGACCGAGCAGGAGGUCCAGCAUCUGCGCUUGAAGAUCAACGGCCGAGAGCGCAAGCGCAUGCACGACUUGAACCUGGCGAUGGACGGGCUCCGCGAGGUCAUGCCGUACGCGCACGGGCCGUCGGUGCGCAAGCUCUCCAAGAUCGCCACGCUUCUGCUGGCCAGAAACUACAUCCUGAUGCUGACGAGCUCGCUGGACGAGAUGAAGCGGCUGGUGAGCGAGAUCUACGGGGGCCACCACUCGGCGUUUCACUGCGGGACGGCGAGCCCGGCCGCGCACCAGGUGCAUCCUCUCCUCGGGAGCGCACUGACCUCGUCGACGCUUUCCAGCACGUUACCGGGACUUACCUCCAUCAGGGCGCCGCACUCUUUGAUGAAGAGCAGCCCCGCGCCUCCGCUGCAUCUCGGCGGCUCGUUCCAGCACUGGGCGGGCUUGCCGUGCCCCUGCACGAUUUGCCAGGUGCCGCCGCCUCCCCACCACCUGCCCAUCACCUCCACAGGACUGACGAGGCUUUCCACAGAGAACAAGGACGUGAUGAAGUGA
Messenger RNA from Sinocyclocheilus grahami, 735 nucleotides. Its product is annotated as oligodendrocyte transcription factor 3-like. Lineage: Eukaryota; Metazoa; Chordata; Actinopteri; Cypriniformes; Cyprinidae. Gene Ontology annotation, molecular function: E-box binding; DNA-binding transcription factor activity, RNA polymerase II-specific; protein dimerization activity. Bases 1 to 735 code for a protein of 244 amino acids. The transcript has a single exon. Gene Ontology annotation, cellular component: nucleus. The record is from RefSeq and is a predicted model, not a curated record. Gene Ontology annotation, biological process: sensory organ development; positive regulation of transcription by RNA polymerase II; axon development.